This is a messenger RNA of Epithele typhae, 6036 nucleotides long. Its product is annotated as Ion transport protein-domain-containing protein. The record is from RefSeq and is a predicted model, not a curated record. Gene Ontology annotation, cellular component: membrane; voltage-gated calcium channel complex. NCBI's taxonomy places the organism in Eukaryota, Fungi, Basidiomycota, Agaricomycetes, Polyporales, Epitheliaceae. Gene Ontology annotation, biological process: calcium ion import across plasma membrane. The transcript is spliced from 22 exons. The coding region runs from base 1 to 6036 and encodes 2011 amino acids. Gene Ontology annotation, molecular function: high voltage-gated calcium channel activity.
AUGGCGUCACUUCCGGGCCAGUCUUCCGCGUCCCUCAUCUCCACACACAACCGCGAGUCCGGGGACACAACCGACAGUACACGGGACGACGACGAAGCUCAUCUCACGGCCAAUAUGUCCCGACAGGGCGCUGGGAGUGACUGGUCUGGUGUGGAUGCCGAACGUUCAGGCGUGUCUCCCGGGUCGCGACGAAGAACGGUGCGGUACAGCGACUCUCCUCUCAAGAAGACCGGGACUACACUCAAGACUAUGUCUCGUAAUCUUCAACGCGCGUCGCUGCGAGUCGUCAACUUCGGUAACGGUGGCCUCGAGGACCAUGCCCGUUUGGACGACCUAGAUGAGGGCAAGAGGGAGCGUGAGGAGGACGAGGACGUGCACGAAGACGAGGUGCUGCCGGACUUGUCAAAAUCCAUGCCCAUUCGAGGACGCACGCUGGGAUUCUUCGGCCCUCGUAGCAGAGUGCGGCUUGCGAUGUACAAGUUCUUGCUAUUUCCAUGGACCGAGCCCAUUAUAUUGUUAUUGAUCAUUGUAAACGCCGUCGUCCUCACCAUUCAAGCUUCUCGCAACCAUGCACUACCCGAAGACUUCAAGGACGAUCGCCCGCCACCCCUCACGGGCUAUUUCCAUCGUUGGGAGGACUAUGCGCUCUUUGGGUUGUUCUGCUUGUUCACCCUAGAAUCGUUUGCUCGAAUAUGCGUCUCUGGCUUCCUGCUGGACCCGGAAGUUCCUGUCUCUACCUUUUUUUCGUCGCCGUUCGCAUCAUAUCCCGACAUCCACCGUCCCCCAAAUACCGCAGUCGAAGCCAGCUUCAACCUGAACCGUACCCCGUCACAUGCCGGUCCUCCACUCCGCAGAGGAGCUACGAUCACACAGCGUCUCCGGAACUUCCGUCAAAAUCUUGCCAGGCCUUUUAUGCUCGCACAUAACAAGGUCCCUCCCCAACCCACCUCCGCCGAUGCAAUCUCGAAAUCGGCAACACCCUCGCGAGCGCGUUCGGACACCGUGCAGUCCAAGUCACCGAUGAUAGAGAAAGUGAUGGAAGGCGCUCAAGCUGCUCACGCUCACAUGCGCAACCCUUCUGAGCCCACAUUCUUUGCUAAAGCAUUACGAUCCGACAACCCCAGCGACACUCUAGCCCUUCCCUUCCGACUCUCUGUCGCCGAUUCCAAAGGCCAGACACAGCGUAAUCUUCCUUACCUGCGACACAGUUGGACUCGAAUCGACUUCCUUGCAAUCGUUGGGUUCUGGGUUGCGUUUGGUUUGGCAAUGGCAGGGAUUGAGCACGGCAAGUACCACAUCGGCGUUUUUCGUGCUUUAAGUGUUCUUCGAACCGCAAGACUCCUUGCUAUUACAUCUGGUACCACGACAAUCAUGCGCUCGUUGAAGACAGCACGGCCCCUCCUCGCAAGUGUCGCAUACUUCGUGCUGUUUGCCAUGAUCUUGUUCUCAAUCAUUGGGAUCCAAUCUUUUGGCGGGUCCUUUCGUCGGACAUGCCAAAUUGCUCAAUCGCAAGGAGACCCGAUUCAACUUGGGAGCCAGUUCUGUGGCGGGUACAUUGAUCCAAACACGCUCGAAGAGGCUCCAUACAUCAACGCAGACGGUACCAAUGCGACGAUCAAGGGUUAUAUUUGCCCCUUGGGACAGACCUGCAAGGAGAGCGGGACGAACCCUCAAGAGAACAUACAAAGCUUUGACGCGAUCUACUUCGCAGCUCUGCAGGUCAUCAUCGUGUCAUCUGCCAAUGGGUGGUCACCCCUCAUGUACCAGAUGAUGGACUCGGAGUUCUUCGUGUCUUGCGUGUUCUUCAUCAUCUGCAUUGUCGUGCUCAACUUCUGGCUCAUCAACCUGUUCGUCGCGGUCAUUACGAACACGUUCUCCGCCAUUCGCUCGGACACCAAGAAGAGCGCCUUUGGGGCUGCACCUCUUGCUCCAGUCGUAGACGAACAAGAAGAAGGCUGGUCCAUGGUCGACGGUCGACGGGUCGCCGGCCGGAAUCGUUUACGAGACAUCUACGAGAACAUUCGUUGGUGCUGGGUUGGCUUCGCGCUUCUAUCCGUCGUCCUGCAAGCCACCCGGACGGUUAACAUGUCCGACUUGCACCAAGAAAUCCUUGACAAAGGCGAGCUAGCGCUUACAAUCACCUUCGACGUCGAGAUCGUAAUCCGUGUGUUGGCCUACCUCCCCGAUUGGAGGAAGUUCUUCUUCCGUGGACAAAACUUGUUGGACUUAUUUCUCGCGAUCGGCACAACGGUCAUUCAGAUACCCGCUAUCCACAACUCGAAAGUCUACCCUUGGCUCACAUUCCUUCAACUCAUGCGUUUCUACCGCGUCAUUCUUGAAAUCCCCAGGAUGAAGCCUUUGCUGCUCGCUGUCUUCGGAAAUAUGUACGGUUUAGCGAACAUGUCUCUGUUCCUCAUUGAAAUCAACCUACUCGUCUCGCUCGUCGCCGUCCAGCUCCUUAGUGGAGACGUCAAAGAGGGCGAGCCUGUUGAUUUCGGGACACUGUACAACGCCUUCAUCGCUAUCUACCAGAUCUUCUCAUCCGAGAACUGGACCGACGUGCUUUAUCAAGCAGCCAAGGCCGAGAUACCCCUUCGCCAAUCGAUAGUCACCAUCUUUUUCAUUGCUGGCUGGAUGUUUUUUGCGAACUACAUCGUGCUUCAAAUGUUCAUUGCCGUCAUCAAUGAGAACUUCGACGUCGCCGAAGAGUCUAAGCGUAGCAGACAGGCCUCUCACUACUGGGCGUCACAUCGACCACAACAAGUUCGAGCUGGAUGGCUUCGCAAGUUGAAUCCGUACCGGUGGUUGAAGGCUCAACCGAAGGCCAUCGAAGUCGAACUUCCGUCCAACUUGGUAUUGCCGAUGCAGAAAGCCCUUGUCCAGGAUUACACCCUCCCGAAAAGGGAAGGCUCCGUCAAGGAUGCGUCUGUGAAGCGUCAAGGCUCGUUGCGGAACUAUUCAGCGAAGUCGACCCUCCGCAAGCUUCAGCGCCUAUUCGCUGGCGAGAUCACUGCCGGCGACGUGCCCAUGACCACUCUCCGGAACACCCGUCGCGAUUCCACGGUGCCCGCCGAUGCGAUCGACGAAGAGACUGAACGACACUUGGAGGUCCUUGCCGCUCUUAACAACGACACUGUCGACGUGGAGGAACUCAACGAUGCGAUGUACGAGCGUCGUGCCCAGAAGGCUGACUUCAUUCGCGAUCAUCCCACCUACGACAAGACCUUCUGGAUUUUCUCACAGAAGAACUGGCUUCGGCGCAUGUGUCAAAAACUUGUAGCCCCGGCCGGUGGAGAUCGCAUUUUCGGCAUACCCCACUCCCCCAUUGCGCAUCCAAUCUUCCAACUUAUCCUGCUGCUGACGGUCGUCGCCGGAAUUGUCGUGGAGAGUAUUGCGACUCCUCUUUAUCGACGCCAAUUUUACAAAGACAACGGCCUCUUCCGCGGGACAUGGUUCGACAUCGCUGAGGGCUCGUUUGCACUCAUGCUCCUCCUCGAGUUCAUCAUCAAGAUUGUCGCGGAUGGCUUCUCGUUCACCCCAAAUGCUUAUGUCCGUAGCAUCUGGAACGUACUGGACUUCUUCAUCCUCGCCGGCGUCCUCAUCAACUCUGUUACGGGCCUCAUCUUCAUCGGCGGUCUCAGUCGCAUCACCCGGUCGCUCAAGGCUCUUCGGGCACUGCGUCUCAUCACUCUCGUCGAAAAGAUGCGCUCCACGUUCGAAUCACUCAUCAUUUCCGGAAUCGUCCGUAUCCUCGAUGCGGCCUUGCUGGCCAUCCUGUACAUGAUUCCGUACGCCGUUUGGGGGCUCAACAUCUUCGCCGGUAUCACCAACCAAUGCAACGAUACCGGCUCGGGCAUCAACUCCAUCUCCGACUGCGUCAACGAGUUCAGCAAUAACGCCGCGUUGGACGGGACCAACAUCAACUUGCCUUACUUGGUGCCUCGAGUAUGGGAUAACCCGCAGCCUUCCACCAAGUUCUCCUUCGACACUUUCCGCCAGUCGCUCCUGAUUCUUUUCGAGAUCGUAUCUCUGGAAGGUUGGAUUGAUGUCCUGGGUGUGGUGAUGGGUGUUCGUGGCGAAGGGUUGCAGCCUGUCAACAACGCGUCCGUCGUCAACUCCAUCUUCUUCCUCAUCUACAACCUGCUCGGUGGCGUCGUGAUCUUCACGCUCUUCGUUAGUAUCAUCAUCGGCAACUUCACCUCGAAGACAGGCUCCGCCCUGCUCACACAGCCCCAGCGCGAGUGGAUCGACUUGCAGAAGCUGAUCAAGCGGCAACGGCCUUCGAAGCGCCCGAAGCGACGACCGACCUGGGCAGUCCGACGGUGGUGCUUCGACCGAGCAGUUCACAAACACGGUUGGUGGUCGCGGAUGAUGACAACUCUCUUUGCUCUGCACAUCAUCGCCCUGAUGACGCAAACCUUUUCUCAGGAGAAGCUUCUGGAUGACAUUCGAGAGGGUUUUUUCAUCGCCAUAAGCGUCACCUACUGCGUCGACGUACUUGUCCGGCUCUACGGACUGGGUUGGACCAGUUACACCGCCAAUGGCUGGAACAUGUUCGACGUCGUGGUCGCCUUCGGCAGUUUCUUCACCCAGCUUAUCGUCCAUCUUGGCGCCUCGAGCUUCCUCAUUGACCAGCUUCAGAAACUCUUCAUCACAUGUAUCGCGCUUAAGCUGGUCCAGCGAGUCAAUAGUCUCAAUAAGUUGUUCAAGACCGCUGUUGGAAGUUUGCCUGUUAUCCUCAGUUUGCUUACUCUUUGGGUCAUCCUGUUCAUCUUCUUCGCCAUCCUUUACGUCGAAGUAUUCAGCUUGACGAAGUUUGGGACUGGCGAAACGCGGAACAUGAACUACACUAGCAUGGCUAAUGCACUGGUCAUGCUUGCGUUCAUGACUACCGGAGAGGGUUGGAACCAGUUCAUGCACGACUACGCAUCGGACUACCCUCGUUGCACCAUCAGCUCCGAUGGUGAUACCGAUUGCGGCAGUGUCGGCUGGGCCUUUGUCCUCUUCAUUGCAUGGAACCUCCUGAGCAUGUACAUCUUCGCCAAUUUGUUCACUGGUGUGGUGGUUGAGAGUUUUUACUACGUGUUUCAAAUGUCCGGCGGCGCCAAAUCGAUCACCCGAGAGGAGAUGCGCGCAUUCAAGAAGGUCUGGGCCGAGUUUGCAAACCCCAGGACCGGCUAUCUGGAGCGGCACAACUUCGUUCGCUUUUUCGGACGUCUCAGUGGUAUUUUCGAGGUCAAGAUCUAUCCAACGGAGCACUCCAUUCCUCGCAUCAUGGCUAUGUCAAGGGAUCCUCACAAUAGGCACUCACCGUCGGAGAAGAUCAUUGACGGCUUCGACUUCAACCGCACCGAAGCUGUUCUCGGCGGUCUUGACCGACCAGCGAUGAAGCGGAGGAAGAACCUAUACAACCGGCUCUACCACGAAGCUCGCAUCUCCCAUGAGCCCGGCAAAGGCAUCUCGUUCACGAACAUGCUCCUACUUCUGGCUCACCACAAGCUGAUCGUAGAUCGUGAAGCCCUCGUUCUGAAGGAUCUGGUUGUUCGCACGGAGACCAACAAACUGGUCACAGAUCUCGUCGAUUUUGAUCGAGUGCAGUCGCUCCUGCUCAUGAUCCUGUACCGCCGGCGGUAUGUAGCCCAACGUGAUCAGGCGCGGAUGCAGUACUUCGAGCAACCAGGAGUCCCGGCGAUUAUGAUCGACGAUACUCCCGCCACACCUCCACUAACAACAAGAGACAUCACUUCGCCAUUCCAGACCCCCGUCCAUCGUGCCACGGAUAUGGGGACCCCGAUGUCCAUGACUCCAGGUCUCACGUCUGCUGAUAUCUCGCUCACUGUGGAUACGCCGUCAAGACCAUUACAGCGUCGUCAACGCACAAGUGAUGCUAGCAUGUUGUCCAUCGACGCUGGCAGCAGAUUGGAUGGUUCGAUGCUCAGGGACUCGCGCGCGAGCGAUGACGACUUCAUGUCGUCCAUGAAUGGAUCCAUGUGGAAUGAUAUGAUGCUGGAAGCGGCGGAAGAGGACAAGGACUAA